Molecule: messenger RNA, 1430 nt
Organism: Alosa alosa (allis shad)
Lineage: Eukaryota; Metazoa; Chordata; Actinopteri; Clupeiformes; Clupeidae
Product: protein phosphatase PTC7 homolog
Exons: 2
Coding region: 320-880 (186 amino acids)
Source: RefSeq, a predicted model, not a curated record
CUGUUGUAGACAACCGUAGUAAGUCGAUCACUAUGGAGUUCAACGGUGGUACCAGCUCUGUCCGGUUUGUUGCCACAACGAGUGGAAGUAACUGAGUACUCGUAGACUGGUGUAAUUGUAGCUCUCAAAGGUUGUUGGAUUCCAGUGAAGAGAGCUUCAUCUGUGCGAACCUCACAGGACUCGGAUGUUUUGAGCGUCUCUGCAACAUUGGCUAGCUGGUAGCACGCUAUCUGACAUCUACCGUGAGGUGCUAGCAACCCUGCGGAGCUCCCUAGCCAGCCUUUCGGCAGGUUAGCGGGCAGCAGGAGGUCCCCGGGUGAUGUUGUCCGUAAUCUCUUACGGUAGACUGGUUGCCAGGGCUGUCAUCGGCGGUCUUUCCCAAACAGAUAGCCGCGAUUACAGCCUUGUGACAGCAAGCUUUGGAUUUGGCAAGGAUUUUCGCAAGGGGAUUCUGAAGAAAGGGAUGUGCUAUGGAGACGACGCUUGCUUCAUUGCACGACACAGAUCUGCCGAUGUGUUAGGUGUGGCAGAUGGCGUUGGCGGUUGGCGUGACUACGGUGUGGACCCCUCCCAGUUCUCGGGCACGCUGAUGAGGACAUGUGAGCGUCUGGUGAAGGAGGGGCGCUUCGUGCCCAGCAACCCCGUGGGCAUACUGACCACCAGCUACUACGAGCUCCUGCAGAACAAAGCCCCUCUCCUCGGUCAGUGUGUGUGUGUACGCGUGCGUGUGUACAUGCGUGUGCGUGUGCAGGACUAUAUGUCAGUAUAUACAUCUAUGUGUGAGAGAGGGUGUGUGUCAGGAAACAGCAGCAAAGACUCUCUGUGUGUGUGUGUGGGUGUGUGUCCGUACGGUGCUGCGCUGCUGAACUUUGCUUUUUAAGCUCUCGAGGAACACAGCAAUGCUGAUAGAUAAGCGCUCUGAACUGCUUAGUGGACAGUCUGCACCCAUGACUGUAUAUAGACACACACACACGAACGACUGUAUAUAGUCAUGGCUUUGCACUCUGCACACAACCACACUCGGGUGUGUGUGCGCCCAAAACAGUUCAGCACCGAAGAGGCUCAGCCUUGACGGCUCAGCCUUGGAGGUAAACACAGAGCUAAAGCACUAAAUGAGUCUCCUCUCUCAAAGUAGAGGAGGUGAAGAGAGGAAUGCUGAGGAGGUGAAGAGAGGAGGGCUGCAUAGGGCUGAGGAGGUGAAGAGAGGAGGGCUGCAUGGGGCUGCAGUAUACAGGCUUCACACUGGAUAAGAACGUAGAGGGAACGAGAAGGGGAUAAACAGACUGAGGGUGAAAGACAGGCUACACACACACACACACACACACACACACACACACCAGCAACCGCAUUAUGAGUCACCAGUAGCUCCCCACAGACUGGCGUGAGUUUAGGACUCGGGGCGAUACUCCGCCAAGCAGCCGCACGCACCC